GUUUGUCUUCCAGCAGGCUCUGUUUGUACACAGAGAGAUAGCCCAGUGCACAGGGUGUCUUUUAAACAAUGGCUUGGGGAUUAGGGCUGUAUGCUUUCUUCCUGUGGACUAGCACCUUUAAAGCUGCAUGCACUGAAGCUACAAACAAUGAAGUGAAUCUCUUAGAUACAUCGUCGAUCCAGGGGGAGUGGGGCUGGCUGUCAUAUCCUGCACAUGGGUGGGAUGCAAUUAAUGAAAUGGACGAGUACUUCAGCCCCAUCCACACUUACCAAGUGUGCAACGUCAUGACUCCCAACCAGAACAACUGGCUCCGAACCAACUGGAUCCAGCGAGAUGGAGCCCGACGCAUUUACAUUGAGAUCAGAUUCACCCUGCGAGACUGCAAUAGCAUGCCAGGAGUCCUGGGCACCUGCAAGGAGACUUUCAACCUCUACUAUUAUGAAACUGACCGGGACAUCGGCACCAACAUUUGGGACAAUCAGUUCAUUAAAAUAGACACUAUUGCGGCAGAUGAAAGCUUCACUAGCGUGGAUCUGGGGGUGCGGCGGUUGAGGUUAAACACAGAAGUCCGGGGCGUGGGUCCGUUGGGCAAGCGGGGUUUUUACUUAGCAUUCCAGGAUAUCGGGGCCUGCAUUGCCAUCGUGUCGGUGAGGGUUUAUUACAAGAGGUGCUCGGCCAUGGUGCGGAACCUGGCCAUGUUCACCGACGUGGUGACGGGAGCCGACUCCUCCUCCUUGGUGGAGGUGAGGGGGCAGUGUGUGGAUCAUGCUGAGGAGAGAGACACUCCCAAGAUGUACUGCAGCGCCGAGGGGGAGUGGCUGGUCCCGAUCGGGAGGUGCAGCUGCAGUGCAGGCUUUGAGGAGCACAGAGAUUCCUGCGUGGCAUGUGAGCCUGGCUUUUACAAGCCCUCUGCCAGAGACCAGCUCUGUGGUAAAUGUCCCCUUCACAGCCACUCUGAAAUGAGGGCAGCGUUUUUUUGUCAGUGUGACACCAACUACUACCGUGCAGCACCAGACCCACCGGCCGCACCGUGCACCAGACCUCCUUCGGCACCACUCAAUGUGAUUUCUGCAGUAAACGGAACGUCAGUCAGCUUGGAGUGGAGCAAGCCUUUGGACACGGGUGGGCGCACUGAUAUCCACUACAAUGUGAUCUGCCAGAAGUGCGCUUGGGAUUCGGGGCAGUGCGAGGCCUGUGGCAGCAGCGGCAGGCCGGGGGGCGGCCAGGCUGUCCGCUUUGUUCCCCAGGCAAUGGGCCUGAGCCAGCCCUGGGUGACGGUGCUGAACUUGGUAGCGCAUAUGAACUACACCUUCCGCAUUGAGGCAGUGAAUGCAGUGUCUCACCUCAGCCUACAGCCACGGCAGUCCACUGCCGUAAACGUCACCACAAACCAGGCAGCUCCCUCCCAGGUUAUUGUGAUACGGCAGGAGAACACAAGCCAGAAUAGCGUCACCUUACUGUGGCACGAACCAGACCAGCCUAACGGAGUUAUCCUGGAGUAUGAGGUCAAAUAUUUUGAAAAGGAUAAAGAACAACAGAGCUAUUCCACAUUGAAGUCAAAAAGCAGAAGUGCGCGGGUGUCAGGCCUGAAGCCUGGGACUCACUAUGUCUUCCAGGUCCGAGCACGCACGUCCGCUGGCUGCGGCCGGUUCAGCCAGACCAUGGAGGUGGAGACUGGGAAAGCAGUUCCUCUUAGAUAUGACACCAUGACGAUUAUCUGGAUUUGCCUGACACUGGUUACAGGGCUGGUGAUGUUUCUAGCGAUUGUUAUCUGCCGGAAAAGUCACUGUGGAUACAGCAAAGCUUUCCAGGACCCUGAAGAGGAGAAGAUGCAGUGUCAGAAUGGACACAUUACGUUUCCAGAAUCCAGGUUCUAUAUUGACCCCCAUACAUAUGAGGACCCUUGUCAAGCUAUUCGUCAGUUUGCCCGAGAAAUAGAGGCAUCAAGGAUAAAAAUUGAAAAAAUCAUCGGUUCAGGAGAGUUUGGAGAGGUUUGCUACGGCCGGAUGAAGCUGCCAGGAAAGCGUGAGAUUCCAGUGGCCCUAAAGACCCUCAAAUCUGGUUACACUGAAAAACAGAGACGCGACUUCCUUAGCGAGGCAAGCAUCAUGGCACAAUUCGACCAUCCAAACAUCAUUCGACUGGAAGGAGUUGUCACGAGAAGUAAACCAGUGAUGAUCAUAACAGAGUACAUGGAAAACGGUUCCUUGGAUUCGUUCCUCCGGAGACAUGAUGGCCAGUUCACUAUCAUCCAGCUAGUUGGGCUCCUUCGGGGGAUCGCUGCAGGCAUGAACUAUCUCUCAGACCUGGGGUACAUUCACCGGGACCUGGCUGCACGGAACAUCCUGGUCAACAGCAACCUGGUCUGUAAAGUCUCUGAUUUUGGCCUGUCUCGAGUCUUAGAAGACGAUCCUGAUGCUGCAUACACCACCAGUGGUGGAAAGAUCCCAAUCCGCUGGACAGCACCGGAGGCCAUCGCUUACCGCAAAUUCUCCUCAGCCAGUGACGUGUGGAGCUAUGGGGUGGUCAUGUGGGAGGUGACAUCCUAUGGCGAGCGACCAUACUGGAAUCUAACAAAUCGAGAUGUAAUAAAGUCCGUCGAUGAAGGGUAUCGACUGCCUGCCCCAAUGGGCUGUCCAAUAGCCCUACAUCAGCUCAUGCUGGACUGCUGGCAGAAAGACCGGAAUGAAAGGCCAAAGUUCUGCCAGAUCGUCACCAUGCUGGACAAACUGAUCCGGAACCCAGAGAACCUUAAAAUCCUGGAUUCCUUGUGCAGGCUGACCAAUCCUUUAAUGAUCAAAAGCAUCCCAGAUUUCACCCACUGCAGCACAGUAGAUGAGUGGCUAGACGUCAUUAAAAUGGGCCGCUACAGAGAGAGCUUUGCUGCCGCUGGGUAUCUAUCGCUGGGUCAUGUAAUGAGGAUGAAUCUGCAGGAUAUACAGAGGCUUGGAAUCACACUAAUGGGCCAUCAGAAGAAGAUCAUGACCAGCGUGCAGUUACUGAGGGUGCAGCUGCUGAACAUGAACAGGCCUCCAGUGCAGCUAUAAUCAAAGGCAAGGCUCUGGUAACUUUAAACUAAAUCCUUCAGGAAAGCAGCUCGGAAAUAUUGCUGGCCACAUGAGGAACAGGACGUUUGAAUGAAUGGAGUUUUAAUAACAACACACUGGAAGCUCCAUGGUUUUUAAAACAUAUUUAGUACCGUGUUUUGUAAAUAUACUAAAAACUGCCUUAACUAUCUCCUGAGAUAUUGGGGGAAAAAAAUAAGAAUGAAAUUAAACUAAAUUAAACAGGUGCCUGUUGAAAUACUCACCAGCAAAUUAUCUGUGUUGGGAGAUGACAAGAAUUCCUUGGAAAGACAAUAAAAGACAAACAAAUAAUGAACGCCCAUUUCACUCUGUUGCUGUAUCAUAUGGCGACGUUGUCACGCACAGCGGUGGUUUAGGUUUAAAUCGUUCUUCUACUCUGUGACUAUUUUUACAUUGUGCCUCCACAACAUAAGGGAGCAAUACUAUGAGUGAAGACGACAAGUGAGUCACUGGCCUUGCACUCAUGGAUUCAUGUGUGGGUUCUGCUUCUAACCUGGGCUGUUUGAUAUCUUGUUCAAAGUUAAUUAGUGCACAAAUACUCUUCGAAAAACUGUUUUGACUUCCUCAAGAAAGUAAUUAACAAUCUGUGUUGUAUUACUUCUGUGACAUGUCACAUUUUAGCCUUUAGCCUUUCUUGUGAUAUCAAUAAAAAUGUUGUUCUGUGUGAGGUAUUUUAUCUUGGUCAUCUUCUAAGUGGUUACUGGGACACUGAUACAGACUCUGUGACGGAACCAGAGGGUCAACAAUAUCAACAUUUAAGUAGAUUUGAAAAAAAGGAAAUGCAUUAUAAAUCACGCAUUAUAAAUUUAUACAACACAUGCAAUGUACGAAGAAGUAUUUUAAACCUACAUCAAACAGCUGCAUUGGAGAAUUACUUUUCUUAAAUCAAGCAAAGCAAUGCGGUGUUAUUUUGAAACAACAGUAUGAUUUGCCCAGUCAUGCUAUUGUAGGAUUUGAAUGAAUGCAAGUUAGAUUCCACAAUGAGAUCCGGUAAAAACAAAUAUAUAUGGCACAUGUAGGUACAACUGCACAGGUCAACAGGCUGCUUGUGUGUGCUGAUGCUUGUUUGGUUUCUGAAUUCCGCUGCCCUUUAACCUCCCAGAGUCUGGUUAGCUGAUCUUGUAAUAUUGUUGUGUUUGUGAUGUUCCGAGUCCAUCUUAGUUUUGGUGAUGACAGACAUCACAUGACGUGUCUCCCACAGAACCAGUGUUAAGUCUAUUUUUAAGUACAGUGGUACGGUACAAGAGCUGUAGUCAAUCUAAUGAUUAUUAUCUAUGAAGGCCAUAUUGCCAACUUUGACCUCAUUGACUUGAUUCAAAUUAGGAAUGGUGCCAGUAAAGUCCUUGUUGAGGACCUUGAUAUUUUAACGUGGUCUCUACCAGAUAACACUGUUUGGGUUUCAAGGAUCAGAAUUAUAUUUCAUUUUUUUUUAUAAAAAGCACAAUUUUAAAAUAUAAAGAUGCACUACAGUAUCUGCACCGACAAGAAGCGCUGCUAGCCUUUCUCAACGCAAGACAAUAGCAAAAUCAGAUCACUUGCAAUGGGAGACAUUUUUAUAUUUGAUUUCAGCAGUUUGGAAAUGGGAAAACAACACACCUCCUGCCUCCCUUUUCCUGCUUGUUUAUACAGCAGUGUACAGGUAUUUCAAAGAUUGAUUGUGACCCCAAAUGUUAAAGACCAACACAUCAUAACCUGCACACAGUUAAGCUGACAGUACAGGUAGGCUUGCAUCUCUACUGGGAUGCAUCCCUACCACAGUGUGCUGCAGACUGGCAUGCGUCUCUACCACAGUGUGCUGCAGACUGGCAUGCGUCUCUACCACAGUGUGCUGCAGACUGGCAUGCGUCUCUACCACAGUGUGCUGCAGACUGGGAUGCAUCCCUACCACAGUGUGCUGCAGACUGGGAUGCUUCAAACUUCACUGUACAGCAGCUCUUGUAUUUCACACCUACUGCAUGUUCAGUGGGUUUAACUACCUUUAUAUACAAUGCCAAAGCACAAAAACAGAACACCUAUAGAUUGCAGAUCCUGAUAAUAUGAACAAGUCUGUUUGAAAUAAACAUUGCAAUGAUUUUCAACAGCACAGUAUACAUUGUUCCAUCCUCUAUGUACUUACCUCCAACAAACUCUGAACAACACCAACCCACUAUGAAUUAAAAUGCUAAAUAUACAUGUGAGUUAAAAAAAAAUCACUAUUCAACCCUCAAGUUGUGUAAAAGCACACAAUACUUCACCAAGAAUCCAUACCAGAUUGAGUUUCUACCAAGCUCUAGUCUUAAUAUCUGAUGUCACCUGCUGAAAAAGUCACACAUGAACCACCUCUCAGAAAUUCCAUUCAACUGCAAAGUCAAUUCAGCCACUUGGCCACUCUACAGCAAAUCUGUUUCUUCUUUUCAGUAAAAAUAACAAUAGACUAAAUAAAGGCUGGUCAUAAAUAGAAAACCAAUACAGCUGAAGUUAACUUGUAUAUAAAAAAUAAGGCAGAAUAAAAUUGGUUAACAGAAUACGUCAGUCUGUGUAUGUGUUUGUACACUCGUAGCGAGUAAACAGACCUUGGUUUUCAGCCUCAGUUCAUUCACUUCCACCCUCAUACACAGAUUUGCCCUGUAUCUCAGGAUAACUAUGAAUAUUGGCCUUGGUGUAGUUUAAAUAUGGAAACCCAUUAUUCAGCAGGCACUAAUACCAUGGUCCUUGAAGUAGUACAGCAACAUUUUUCAAUAGAAGAUACCCAGGAGAGCAGUUUGCUAUGGGUUCAGGUAGUUAGUUCCAUAUCUGCUACUGACCCAUUUGGUGCUUCUUCAAUAAAUGUGCACAUGUUUCCUUCAUCAGAGCUAUUUUCACCAUAAGGGCUUCAGAAGAAAAUGUAUUUGUCUUACACCUUGAAGUACACAAAAUACAGGGGAAAGACUGAAUGUCUUGAACAAAAUUACUAGGCUGAGAUUCCAUUACUGGUGGAAAAAUAUACAAUUCAAUUCUGAAGUAAUAUAGAUUGCACAAGUAAUUUUAAACAAACGUCUUCUAGCUCUUUCAGAAAAAUAGAAAUGAAUUAGCAACAUGUGUAGAUAUGUUGCUAAUUCAUUAUAGACGUUCUUGUACUGUAUAGACGUUAUUGUAAUGUGAAUGUUGUAAAAGUGUGUUUGUUUAAAACAUACACCUAUUGUUUACCUGCAUACUUUCUCAUUUAUAUUCAUUUUCAAAAAUAACGUUUGAAGGAAUGCUGCUCAAUUUCAAACAUCAAGUUUCUUCCACAGGUAGGUGUGUUGCAAAGGUUUAAUGGAGAAAAGCUGGAAUAAAGGAGUACACCCAGAUCACCGGGGAUGGUUUGAUACAAUUAUACUGUAAAAAUGGCUUAGGUGUCACACCUUCUAAAAAAUAUGAAAAAUGCUUUCACUCAUUUUAUAUAUAUAAAUAAAAUGUUGUACAUGAGCUAUUGUAUUGAAGGUAACCUGUAACUGUUUGCACAAUUUUAAAGUAUGCCAUGUAAGGGAAGAUGCUUUUACUUUGUAGUGUAUCUUUGUAUUUAUACCUAGCAAUAUGUUAUUUGUAUAUCUGUAUUUAACGAAUGUGUAUAAAAGCAGAAUUAAUGUGAAUGUUUUCAUGUGUAACAGAUAUAGCUGUUCCUCCUAUUGACUGACAUGCUUUCAACCAGUAACAUGCUUUGAUACAGAAGACAUUGCCAAGGAAGUAAAGCAGUAUUAGACUUCCUGAAAGACAAUGCAAGCUGCCUGCUUUUUGUACGCUGCUGUAGUAUCAGAUGUCUGUUUGAAAAUGAAGAUCCACAUUUGCAAUGGCAUGCGUCUCUUUACAAGCUGCACAUUUAAAUCUAUGCAGCUGGAAGAUGUAUAUCAUUAUUGUGUUAGCUGCAAUUACCUUUACUAAUGGCUACCUCUGAUGUUGUGUAGUUCAGUCAGAAAAUGGAAUCUGUAUCAAGUCAUUUGAAACUGGCUCUGAAACAAGCGCUAGGGGGUUUUAGUAGGUUUGUAAAUACAUUAUUUUCUACAAUUCAGUAUUCUACAGUGUAUAGUAUUUUACAAAUGUAUGUACAUACAGUGAUUUAAUGUUCAAAAACCCUAUACAAUAUACAAAUGUAUUAUAUAUUUUAAGUCAAAGUUAUGGUGAACUGUUCAUAUAAAAUAACCAAUGGAAAAUGAUGAUGAGCCUCUACUGAAAAAAAUAAA
Messenger RNA from Acipenser ruthenus (sterlet), 7264 nucleotides. RefSeq names its product ephrin type-A receptor 8. Gene Ontology annotation, molecular function: transmembrane-ephrin receptor activity; ATP binding; protein binding. The transcript is spliced from 17 exons. NCBI's taxonomy places the organism in Eukaryota, Metazoa, Chordata, Actinopteri, Acipenseriformes, Acipenseridae. Gene Ontology annotation, cellular component: plasma membrane; neuron projection. The record is from RefSeq and is a predicted model, not a curated record. Bases 69 to 3047 code for a protein of 992 amino acids. Gene Ontology annotation, biological process: cell surface receptor protein tyrosine kinase signaling pathway; protein phosphorylation; axon guidance.